Molecule: messenger RNA, 1775 nt
Organism: Mizuhopecten yessoensis (Yesso scallop)
Lineage: Eukaryota; Metazoa; Mollusca; Bivalvia; Pectinida; Pectinidae
Product: growth hormone-inducible transmembrane protein-like
Exons: 9
Coding region: 124-1131 (335 amino acids)
Cellular component (GO): mitochondrial inner membrane
Source: RefSeq, a predicted model, not a curated record
UUGGGUCCUUUAUUAUAGUGAUAUAGACACUUCCAGUCGUUUUAGACCUUCCCGAAAUCCUCCAGACCAACAUUGAAACGCAAAAAGGAAACUUAUAGGCUAGCAGGUGAACAGUGAAGCACCAUGUGGUCGACUCAGUUGUGUCGAAUACCUAUCACAGCUUUCCUUGGAUCAAUAAGUAAACAGCACACACUUCGUGCAGCUCAAAAGUCCUGUACAUUUGUAAGAGUACAACAAUGUUCCCAAAAUACACGCACAGCAUUUUCUCGGAGGGUUCAAAAGAGAACCUCCCUAAAAGAGAAAGCCAUGGCACCUGCAGGAGGCAAAGCAUUUCAGAUUGGAAAUGCUGUGGCAGCAGGCUCAUCAGCCGUGGGAAUUGGAGCACUGUGCUUCUAUGGACUGGGCUUGUCAAAUGAAGCUGGAGCUGUUGACAGAGCCCUGCUGUGGUCCCAAGAGGUGAGACAACGUAUCAGGGCCACCUAUAUGUACUUUGGUGGUAGCGUGGCACUGACAGCAAUGUCGGCCAUGGCGGUGGUACGAACACCUGCCCUCAUGAACCUGGCGAUGAAAAAUUCCUGGCUGGCAAUUGGUGCCUCCUUUGCUGCAAUGAUAGGCACAGGAAUGCUGUGUCGUUCCAUCCCCUAUAAGGAGGGUCUCGGAGCCAAACAGCUAGCAUGGAUGCUACAUAGUGGUGUGAUAGGGAUGGUGAUUGCCCCUAUAUCAUUGAUGGGUGGGCCACUCCUGAUGAGGGCGGCAUGGUACACUGCUGGAGUGGUGGGAGGUCUAUCUACACUUGCAAUGUGUGCACCUAGUGAAAAGUUCCUCAACAUGGGUGCCCCUCUGACCAUUGGGCUGGGAAUGGUGAUCGUCUCCUCGCUUGGUACCAUGUUUUUUCCCCCUGCCACUGCCCUGGGGGCAGGGCUGUACUCCAUCAGUGUGUAUGGAGGGGUGGUCCUUUUUGGAAUGUUCUUGCUUUAUGAUACACAAAAAAUCAUCAAAAAUGCUGAGCACCACCCAUCCUACUCGCCCGUUCCUUAUGAUCCAGUCAACCAGUCAAUUGGAAUCUACCUUGAUACCAUCAAUAUCUUUAUCCGCCUGGCUAUGAUCCUUGGGAACAACAGGAAGAAGUAAUAUGUGGCGGUUUCAAAUGGAAGUACCUAACUCAAUAUAAAGUGUGAUAGCUUGUCUUGAUUUUCCUUCAUUUUGUACCCUGGCUUCUGCAGAUGAGGACAGUACAAUGUCACUGAGAAUCCAACCUUGUCCAAUAGCAAAGAGAGCGAUGAUCAGCUCAAAAUGGUCACUGGUGAUGGUGAUGUGAUCAGCUACCUUUGACUAGUAAAGAUAGUGAAUAAUAAAGACCUAUAGACUGACGAGUAGGAUCCACAGCCAGGUGUGAGAUAUUAAUCACAGUUUAUGUUAAUUUUACAGAUAUACGUGCUACAUUAUACAUAUUUGUAUUGAACAAGCGUUGAUGUUUACAUCUCAUGUAAUACAGUGGUUCUAUACGGUGUGCUGAAGUUACAACAUUUCCCAGCUGAAGUUACAACAUUUCCCAGCUGAAGUUACAACAUUUCCCAGAUUUGAUGACAUAAUCGAUGAUUAAUCACUGGAAAUACAUCUCUUAUGAUUACAAAUAAAUAUUUAUGGACACUCCUGUACUUAUCAAUGCAGAUCUGUUAUUUCUAUACAUGGUAGUCUCACUAGGAUAAUAAAGAUUGCCUUGUGCAGUAAAAUCUGUUUUAAAUAUUGUAAUAAAGUUGUUAUUCUGUUUACUG